AUGUUUUUUGUUUUCCUUUCUGGAAGCCUCUGUGUUCAGAGGAUGAUCUCCGCAUAUUACCAUGCCGAAACAGGUGAGUAUAUGUAUAAAGAAGGAAAAUAUGAUUCAGAUGCAGCAGCUCGUGGAAUCUUUGAUGAUACUGAUUUUAAUUCCACAGGAUGGUACAAUCUCCAGAUUGAAGGCAAGCGUGGCACCGAUGCUUUAGCAGAAACCCAUGCUGCUGGAUAUAUUGAAGGUAUUUUCACUGCUAGUUUUUACAAAAAUCACAGAAACAAUGUUUAUCAGCACUUAUGUUCUAAAUAUAUCAAAUGCGAAGACAACUACACAAUUCCAAAAGUAAUUCGUGACUAUUUUAAGAAUAACUACAACUGGGUCAAAUUAACUGGUUUAUCUAAUCCAGAUAUGAGCGACCCAUGGUAUUUUGCUGCCGCCACUACAAUGGCACAGAUUGAAGGAAUGGUAGAGGCAUACAAUAAAGUUUCUAAUGACGACACUCUUACAAUCGAAGAUUUAUGGAUGUUCAUGUCUCAUGCAUCAAUCUACGAUAUCGCUCGUGCUCAAGGCUUUGCUCUCCAGCAGGAUAACGCACCGCUAUUCACUCGCCGUGGUACAGUUAUUGUUGGCCGCACAUCUUCUUUAGAUAAUGUUUUCAUUGGCCAAACAGCAUGGCGUACAUAUGGCGAAUCCGUAAGAAUUGCCAAGCGUUACAGACUUCGUUACAAUUCUACUGGAAACAUUGUUGAUCGCCGUUCAUUAUCUUCAUAUCCAUUUAUGCUUCAUUCUGACGAUGAAUUCUGCAUCAGCGAUAUGGGUCUCGCCAUUACAUCAACAUCUAUCAUUACAACUAACGAUUACGCUAAGACAGUUCAAGCAUCAUUCCAAGGAUAUCCAUAUUGGUUCAGAAACAUCGUUGCUACCCUCGCAUCCCAUUCUGCAGGUGAAUGGUUCGAUAACUACAAGUCAGAAUACUCCACAGGAACAGGUAUCGAAUAUAUCUUACUUGAUAUCAAGAAAUUCAAGUACAAAGAAGGCUACCAGGAUGAAUUUGUCCUUGCAGUCGAUGAGAUUCCAGGCCAAAAUGCCGAAUCUAAGGACAUGACCAGCAGAUUAAUCGAAAAAAGAUUCGUUGGAAGCUACGACGUCCCUGCUGUUGAGUCCAUCUUCAAGACUGCUGGAUACGACACCCUCGCACAGACAUCUCCGGAGUGGUAUUCAUACGAAAACUCCGCUCGCGCAAAGAUUCUCCAAAGAACUUGCCAAAGUAUAUAUGAUGAUGACAAGAUGAAGACACUUAUUCGUUUGAAUGAUAAAGAUCGUUACAGUGAACAAGGAGAUACAACAACAAACGCAAUCGCUGGAAGAUUCGAACUUAUUAAGCCUGCUUCUGACGCUAUGUGCUUCGGAGCGUUCGACGCUAAGUUCACAUCAAUCCCAAGAAUGUUACACUCAGAAUGGGUCGGCCAAGUUGGAGCUUCUUACGAUAAUUUGCCACAACUCAAUUUGCUUAACGCUGAUGCAUGCGAUAACUCAGAUUAUGUUGGUGUUGAUACACAAAUGUACAAUGGCUGGGUUGAUCAGUACUUUGACAUUGAAAUAGACUAA
Molecule: messenger RNA, 1602 nt
Organism: Trichomonas vaginalis G3
Lineage: Eukaryota; Parabasalia; Trichomonadida; Trichomonadidae
Product: phosphatidylinositol catabolic process
Exons: 1
Coding region: 1-1602 (533 amino acids)
Biological process (GO): phospholipid catabolic process
Cellular component (GO): extracellular region
Molecular function (GO): glycerophospholipase activity
Source: RefSeq, a predicted model, not a curated record